Messenger RNA from Symbiodinium pilosum, 342 nucleotides. NCBI's taxonomy places the organism in Eukaryota, Dinophyceae, Suessiales, Symbiodiniaceae. The record is from the annotation of a GenBank genome assembly.
AUGGCCGUUUCCCGCCAGCAUGUGGCAACACUGAACCAGAUUCUCGUGGCAAAGGAUCGCGAGGAGCUGGCUGCAGAGGCAAAGAUCACGCAGCUGUUGCGUGAAUUGGAGGCAGUCAAGCUCGGGGCAACGGAGGCCAAGCCGGGCGAAAGCAUCGGCAACUUUGCCGCCAGCGAGGCGGAACGCCAGGCAGCCUCUACAAAGCUUGCAGAGGCACGGCGAAGAAACCAAGCGAAUUCAGCCCAGUUGCGACGAAGCGCUGCAGAUGUCCAGAAGUUCCAGCGGGAGCUCAGGGAGACUCUUUGCUUGGUCAGUUCGGAGCUGGGCUGUGUCAUUGUUUGA